AUGGCAACAAGCAGCAUGGCGCUGAUGGCGCUCCUCGUCGUCGUCCUCGCCGCCUCCGCGCUGUCCCUGUUCCCGGCGUCCCUCGCCGUCACCUCGCCGUACGUGCGGCCGGCGCCGAGGGCCACGCUGCCCGUGCUCCGGGACGACGCCGCCGCCGACGGCCAGACGCCGCAGCAGGUGCAUAUAUCAAUGGUCGGGCCCGACAAGAUGAGGGUGACAUGGAUCACCCACGACGACGCGCCGGCGAUCGUCGAGUAUGGCACGACGUCAGGCAAUUACCCGCUCUCCGCCACCGGAAGCACGAUGACCUACUCCUACGUCCUCUACCACUCCGGGAACAUCCACGACGCCGUCAUCGGCCCGCUGCAGCCCAGCACGACAUACUACUACCGGUGCAGCUCUAACCCAUCGCGCGAGUUCUCCUUCCGGACGCCGCCGGCCACCCUCCCUUUCAAGUUCGUCGUCGUCGGUAAUGCACCUGUUACUCUGCUAUUUUCACUGCAAGAGCUUCUUGCAAAUAUAAUGUCGCCAUGUCGUUGGCACAUCAUUGUGGUCUUGAUGAUGAACAUUAUUGAUAAUGUGGCAGGCGACCUUGGCCAAACCGGAUGGACGGCGUCCACGCUGAAGCACAUCGCGGCCGCCGACUACGACAUGCUCCUCCUCCCCGGCGACCUCUCGUACGCUGACUACAUCCAGUCGCGGUGGGACUCGUACGGCCGCCUCGUCGAGCCGCUGGCGAGUGCGCGGCCGUGGAUGGUGACCGAGGGCAACCACGAGGUCGAGAAGCUUCCCUUCGUGAAGCCCUUCAAGGCCUACAACGCGCGGUGGCGCAUGCCGUACGACGCCGGCGCCUCGCCCUCGGGCGACAACCUCUACUACUCCUUCGACGUCGCCGGCGGCGCCGUGCACGUCAUCAUGCUGGGCUCCUACACCGACUACGCCGCCGGCAGCGCGCAGCACCAGUGGCUCCGGCGCUACCUGGCGGCGAUCGACCGCGGCAGGAUGGCGUUCGUGGUGGCACUGGUGCACGCGCCGUGGUACAACAGCAACAGGGCGCACCGGGGAGAAGGGGACGCCAUGCGCGGCGCCAUGGAGGAGCUCCUGUACGGUGCGCGCGUGGACGCCGUGUUCGCGGGGCACGUGCACGCGUACGAGAGGUUCGCGCGGGUGUACGGCGGCAAGGAGGCCCCCUGA
Miscanthus lutarioriparius is the source of this 1194-nucleotide messenger RNA. The record is from the annotation of a GenBank genome assembly. Lineage: Eukaryota; Viridiplantae; Streptophyta; Magnoliopsida; Poales; Poaceae.